Molecule: messenger RNA, 2386 nt
Organism: Beta vulgaris subsp. vulgaris (sugar beet)
Lineage: Eukaryota; Viridiplantae; Streptophyta; Magnoliopsida; Caryophyllales; Amaranthaceae
Product: protein FAR1-RELATED SEQUENCE 6
Exons: 2
Coding region: 280-2280 (666 amino acids)
Biological process (GO): regulation of DNA-templated transcription
Molecular function (GO): zinc ion binding
Source: RefSeq, a predicted model, not a curated record
UUUCACUCAUCACUCAUCACUCAUCAGUCAUACGCACAAUUUUUAACUUCCAUAAAAAACAAACAAGAAUGUAAGUGAAAAAUUCGGGGAAAAUCAAACUUUUUCGACAAGAUCGCAAAUUCUGUCUUCUACGAAUUUGAAGGUUUAUUUAGAAUUUGAAACUUGGAUCUUCCACAAACUUGAGGAAAAUUAAAGAUUGAAGAAACCUAAACAAGACCAAUUCAAAGGGUCUUGAUCUCUUCUUUGUCUUUUUGCUCUGGCUCCCUUUUCUUGCACGAGAUGGAAAAAGAGUCAGGUAAUAUUGGGCAAAUGCGAGAUUCUGAUGGCAUCAUAAUUCCGAAGAAUGGGAGUGAUAGGGCAGAGCUUGCUGCCCAAAACAUAUUAUCUGAUGGAAGGAAAGAAUUUGUUGCACCUGCUGUCGGCAUGGAGUUUGAGUCAUAUGAUGAUGCAUACAACUAUUAUAAUUGUUAUGCUAAGGAAGUGGGCUUCCGUGUCAGGGUGAAAAAUUCAUGGUUUAAACGAAAUAGUAAGGAGAAGUAUGGUGCAGUGCUUUGCUGCAGUAGCCAGGGUUUUAAAAGAAUCAAAGAUGUGAAUCGUUUGAGGAAGGAGACCCGUACUGGGUGUCCAGCUAUGGUCAGAAUGAGAUUAGUGGACUCGAGAAGAUGGAGAAUUCUCGAAGUCGCCCUUGAACACAACCAUUUAUUGGGAACAAAAAUGUACAAGACGUUAAAGACGGUUGAUGCUGAAACGAAGAGGAAGUCUCUCUGCAACUCUAUUGCAGAGGGGCAAACAAUCAAGUUAUACAAGGCAGUUGUCAUAGAUAGUACAGAUACGGAGUAUCUGAAUACCUGUGCAAAAGAAAUCCAGAUUUUCCCUAAUCAUCCUAAUCAGCUGCACCUCAAGAAAGGUGAUGCACAGGCUAUUUAUACUUACCUCUGUCGCAUGCAAUUGACUAAUCCGAACUUCUUUUACUUGAUGGAUUUCAAUGAUGAAGGGUGUAUUAAACAUGUCUUCUGGAUUGAUGCUAGGUCUAGGGCUGCAUGUGGUUACUUUAGUGAUGUCCUUUUCCUAGACAACAGUUACUUAGCUAACAAAUAUGAAAUUCCAAUGGUGGUGUUUGUUGGAGCAAAUCACCAUGGCCAGACCGUAUUGUUGGGUUGUGGUCUGCUUGCUGGAGAGACAACAGAGUCAUACACAUGGUUAUUAAAAACAUGGCUCAAAUGCAUGUCUGGUCCCUCACCACAAACCAUUAUUACUGAUAGGUCUCAGGCUUUGAGGAAUGCAAUUAGUGAUGUGUUCCCUAGAUCACUUCAUCGUUUUAGUAUUUCACAUAUUAUGAGAAAAGUCCCUGAAAAAUUGGGAGGUUUGCGAAACUAUGAUGCUAUUAGGAAACUGUUGUUUAAAGCCGUUUAUGAAACAUUGAAGAUGAGUGAAUUUGAGGCUGCUUGGGGACUUAUGGUUCAGCAAUUUGGAAUCUCUAAUCAUGAUUGGCUUCGAUCUUUAUAUGAAGAUCGAGCUCGAUGGGUGCCUGUCUACUUGAAAGAUACCGUCUUUGCUGGUAUGUCAACAGCGCGGCCUAGUGAAAUUCUGCACCCAUUUUUUGAUAAGUAUGUACAUAAACAAACUCCCCUAAAAGAAUUUCUUGACAAAUAUGAGUUAGCUUUACAUAAGAAGCACAAGGAAGAAACACUUUCUGAUGUUGAGUCAAGAAACUCAAGCUCUCUGCUCAAAACGAGGUGCUUUUUCGAACAACAGCUGUCUAAGGUCUAUACGAAAGAAAUAUUUCAGAAAUUCCAGCUUGAGGUGGAGGAAAUGUAUUCCUGUUUUAGCACGACACAGCUCCAUGUUGAUGGACCAUACAUUAUAUUCUUGGUGAAAGAGCGUCUUCUUGGUGAGGCCAACAGGAGAGAGAUUCGAGAUUAUGAAGUUUACUAUAAUCGAGGAUCAGCAGAAGUUCAUUGCAUUUGCAGUUGCUUCAACUUUAAUGGUUACCUCUGUCGACAUGCAUUAUGUGUGCUUAACUAUAAUGGGGUAGAGGAGAUUCCUGCAAAAUAUAUAUUGUCAAGAUGGAAAAAGGACUAUAAGCGCUUGUAUGUCCUAGAUCAUCCUAACAACAUUGUAGAUAGUAAUGAUCAGAUUCAAUGGUUAAAUCAGUUGUAUCGAAGUGCUUUACGAGUUGUAGAGGAAGGAGUUAUGUCUUUAGACCAUUACAGGAGUGCUUUGCAAGCAUUUGACGAGUCCUUGAACAGAGUCCAUAAUGUAGAAGAGAAACAUGAAUAGCAUAAGAAUGCAGCUAUAGAAGACUUUGUUGAUAAACGUUAGUGCUGCUUGUAAACUCGUGUACAGAAUUGUAUUCUUUCUCCCUUCAAUAGAUCAUCUUUCCUAA